AUUUAUUUCAUUAAUUAUUUGAACACAACUACUCAUUCAAUUAUUAAAUUAAUAAUUUUAAUAAUUCUUAAAACGAAUCUAUUGAGAAUUUCAAUAGACAUAAAAAUGCAUACAGAACACAGUUUUAAAAAGUCAUACUUUUCCCAUUUGAAUAGAUGCAUGCAUUGCAACAAAAUAAGUGUGCUAGCCCCAGUCUUUAAGUGCACCGGUUGUUCCAUGGUAAGUCACCAAAGGUGCUUGGAAAAAAAUCAGUACACUAUUAACGAGCGUCUGAGGUUAGAAAAACGUAUUGUCAACGACCAAAAAACACCAGUGAAAAUCAAGUACAAUGAACUUGGGGAGCUUCUAGAACCCGAUUACCUGUACAAUAUGUUGGUAAUAGAAAAACGACACCCAAUAUCGUUGAUGUCAGAGAAAUACCUGAAAGCAAGGCAUGCAGAACACAAAUCCUUGUUUACUUCCAUUCGGGGACGUGCUAUUUGCGAAUGUGUAACGAGGCCGAUGUGGAGAAGAUCCGGUCAGGAACCUAAUACUACAGGUACUGCAGUUACAGUAACAGUUACAGAACCAGAACAAAGUACAUUAAUGUCUACACAGGAAAUGAGUACAGAAGCGCUAGAACCAUUAGUCUCUGCAGCGCCGGACACUAAUUUAGAGGAACGGGGACAAAGAUCUGUUUCACUAGAACUCGGAGAAAGGGCACCAGAACUAGGUGCAAGGACACCAGAAUCUGGAAGUGCUAGAUCACCGGAACCGAAUGCAGUGGCAUCAGAACCUGAUGCAGCCAAACCGGAACUCAGUGAACCAGUUUCGGAACUGAGUGUAACAAACCUGGUGUAGAGGGUAGAUGAUCAAAAAUGAAUACAGCCUGCAUAUUUAACUUAGUGCCUAGUCGCCAGAAUAUUUUGUAUUACCUACUGUAUUAAUAAAUUAAAAGUCCUAUAACCACUGAACA
Molecule: messenger RNA, 955 nt
Organism: Acyrthosiphon pisum (pea aphid)
Lineage: Eukaryota; Metazoa; Arthropoda; Insecta; Hemiptera; Aphididae
Exons: 2
Coding region: 106-840 (244 amino acids)
Source: RefSeq, a predicted model, not a curated record